Molecule: messenger RNA, 883 nt
Organism: Cuscuta campestris
Lineage: Eukaryota; Viridiplantae; Streptophyta; Magnoliopsida; Solanales; Convolvulaceae
Source: the annotation of a GenBank genome assembly
GUAACUCACAAUCAUAUUCAUUUUUUUGUGUUAUUUGUCUAACCAAUAUCAAUAUAGGUCAAUAAACAUAAAUUUGAUAUCAAAUUAUACUUUUAAUAUUUAAAUUAACACUAACAGAACAAAAAAUAAAAAAAGAUCAUCUCUAAAAAAAAGAAUUACGGGGUAACAUUUAAUAAUAAAAAAAUAAAUAUGGAAAACCCCAAUUAAGCAAUUUAAUCCCAAAAACACCCCCAUUCCAAAACCCUAAUCCGCAGCAACUGGGUUUUAUAUGCUUAACUCUUUCAGAAUGGCGGGUGUGAAGAAAGAACAAAAAAAUGCAGAUUUUCGUGAAAACUCUAACCGGGAAGACCAUCACCCUCGAGGUUGAAUCGAGCGACACUAUUGACAAUGUCAAGGCUAAGAUCCAAGACAAGGAAGGCAUUCCACCGGACCAGCAGCGAUUGAUCUUUGCGGGAAAGCAGCUUGAAGAUGGCCGCACCCUCGCUGAUUACAAUAUCCAAAAAGAAUCUACUUUGCAUUUGGUUCUGAGACUUCGCGGUGGGAUUAUUGAACCAUCUCUCAUGGCCUUGGCGAAGAAAUAUAAUCAGGAGAAGACGAUUUGCCGCAAGUGCUAUGCCCGCCUGCACCCUCGAGCAGUCAACUGCAGGAAGAAAAAGUGUGGCCAUACCAACCAGCUGAGGCCAAAGAAGAAGCUCAAGUAGGCAUCUUUGUUGCUGCAGCACUUGGAUUGCUCCUGUGCUGGAUUUUUUGGGAGAUAUUGUUUCCUAGUUACUGUUUUGUUGGGUUCUAUAAUAUCUAUUUCUUGUAACCGUCUUGAAUUCUUGAUGUUUCUAUUUUUUUAAUCUGCUCAUCAUAACAUACAUUAACAUUAUAACAUGACCUG